Schizophyllum commune H4-8 is the source of this 293-nucleotide messenger RNA. RefSeq lists its product as uncharacterized. The record is from RefSeq and is a predicted model, not a curated record. The annotation marks the transcript as partial. The transcript has a single exon. Lineage: Eukaryota; Fungi; Basidiomycota; Agaricomycetes; Agaricales; Schizophyllaceae.
GGUUACUUUGAUCACGUCAACCACGCGAGACUAGUCCACACAAUGGAGCUCCUCGGCUUCGCCCCCGAGGAGGUUGCCUGGCUACGGUCUUUCCUCUCAGACCGAGAGGUCAUGGUUCGCGUGGAUGGCCACCUCUGCGCCCCCACCCCUAUAGCAGGGGUAGGGAUCCCGCAAGGCUCACCCCUUUCGCCCAUCCUCUCAACGAUCUACACCCUACCCGUGCUGACAUGUCUCGACAGAAACACCCACCCAGACACGGACAGCAAGUUCUAUGUCGACGACGGCCUCCUCGC